Eupeodes corollae is the source of this 5228-nucleotide messenger RNA. RefSeq names its product microtubule-associated protein tau (gene tau). The coding region runs from base 387 to 2264 and encodes 625 amino acids. Lineage: Eukaryota; Metazoa; Arthropoda; Insecta; Diptera; Syrphidae. Gene Ontology annotation, molecular function: microtubule binding. Gene Ontology annotation, biological process: neuron projection development; microtubule cytoskeleton organization. Gene Ontology annotation, cellular component: neuron projection. The transcript is spliced from 11 exons. The record is from RefSeq and is a predicted model, not a curated record.
CAGUUGAAUUCUAUCACCUGUACCCUUACGACCAUUAUUCGGGCAAAAAGGAUAUUAAACAUACAGAGUUUAAAAAAUUUCAAAAUUACACUAUUUUUGAAAAUAAUUCCUUAGAAUUGUUUAUAAAAUAAUUGUUUAUUUGCUUCGAUCAUCAGCAUUGGCUUACGUACGAGUACGUACAUAAAUCAAAAAUAUUUUUUUUUUUAAACAAAUAUUUUUUAAGUGUUGAUGCUCCCAAUCGAAACUGCGAAUCGAUAAAAUACGAGUUAUACCUGCAUAAGUUUCAAUUGUAAUUAUUUCGUGUCAAAAAGUGGACUUGUUUAACUAAAUGCAUAGAUAAGAAAGCUUCAGAUACUUUUUUACUUCAUUAAAAAUAUUUGCCAACGAUGUCGUCUGCACCAAGGCCGCCUUUUGUUCCGUCACAACAAAUGAGACCUCAGAUGGGCGCCCCUGCUCCGGGAUCUCCAUCGCCACGACAGCCAAUGAAUCAAGGACAGCCAAUGAAUACUCAACAAAGGCAAAUGGCGCCACAAUUACGGAGAGUAGAUAGUCAAGGGAAUGUUUUGCCUAAUCCUGGACAACCGCCAAGAGGCGGAAUUCAGCAGCAAGUUCGCCCACCAUCUAGCGGAGGAACAACGAGUCCGCCUGGGCAAGGUGGUCCAGGUCCAGGUCCAAGACCUCAGGGUGCUUUCCCUUGGGCUGGACCCCCAAACAGCCAACAAAAUCGUCCAUCGAAUGCUUUUGGUAACCAACCACCCAAUCAAGGUGGAAGACCUUUUCCACGGCCGGGACCUGGUGGGACCGGUGGUGGUGGCCAGCCACAGUUUCGACCACCAUACCAACAGCAAAAUAUGCAGCAGCAAUAUCAAGGAAUGCCACAACAAUUUCCCCCCCAAGUUCAACAAAGACCAUUUGCACCACAACAAAAUGCCCCAAUGAGCAAAACUAAUAGUCACGACGAUGACGACAGUGAUGUAGUAUUUGGACAAGCAAUCACUCCUGUAAGAACAGGAGUAGCGCCACCACCGCAGCCGACUGUAAAGACCAAUCAAGUAAUCGAUGACCUAAAAACUAUUCCAGAAGUACAACCAAAUAAAGAGAAUAAUACGAACCCCAAGAAUACAUCAUUUAGUGAUCUUAAUGACAAGAAGAACCUAAAUGAGAUUGAAAAAGAAGCAAGUACUGAACGAAAACGUACGGAAGAGUUAAAAGUGAACGAACAAGCUCUCGGAUCUUCCGAAUCUAGUUCUAAUUCAGCGAAACUAACGAACUUCCAAAAAAUUAGCGGAGACACACCCGAAAACACAAAUAAGCUUGAGAAACCAACUAAAGUUGAGAAUAAUAAAAAGCUGGAGGGUUCUCCGAAAGAGGCAACAUUCAAUAAGGAUAUAAAAGGGGAUAAUGACAGUGGCGUUGAUGAGUCUACACAGGAAAAGGAUCGAAACGGACCAACAUCACCAAGUUCUCCCGCCAAGACACCAACUAAGCCUACUUCAGGCAUUUCAAGACCCCCAAGUGCAACACCAUCGAAUAAGUCCAAUAAAUCACGAAGCGCUUCUAGAUCAAGGCUAGCUCUCAAAACACCCGAACCAGAGUCAGCUAAGAAAGUUCCAAUGAAUAAGAUUCAAGUGGGUAAUGCACCUUCACCUAAUCUCAAGGCUGUUCGGUCAAAAAUAGGAUCACUUGACAAUGCCACCUAUAAACCUGGCGGAGGUAAAAUCAAAAUCGAAAGCAAGAAAAUUGAAAUUAAGGCCGCUCCAAGGAUCGAAGCGAAAAACGAAAAAUACACUCCCAAGGGCGGAGAUAAAAAGAUAGUUUCAACGAAAUUACAAUGGAAUGCUAAAUCUAAAAUCGGAUCUCUAGAGAACGCCAAUCAUAAGCCUGGCGGCGGUGAUAAGAAAAUCGAUACAAUAAAAGCGGACUUUAAGGAUAAGGCUAAGCCAAAAGUUGGCUCAAAGGAUAAUGUUAAAUAUGCUCCAGGGGGUGGUGAUAUAAAGAAGGACGAUAUUCAAAAGGACAUACAAACCCAUAAGCUAGAAAUUAAAGCUCAAAGUAAAAUUGGAUCUUUGGAUAAUGUAAAGCACAAACCAGGUGGAGGGGAUAAGAAAAUAUUCGAUGACAAGGAUUAUUUAAAAAAUGUUGAUCACCCUGUUGCACUGACUUCACCUUCACAGCUCUGCAAUGGGCAUCUUUGUGCGUCAAUACACAUUGAAAUUGGUCAUUGCAGUCGUUUCAAUAAUGAAUAUCUUUAUACGUAUUAUUAGAAGAUUUGAAGAUUUAUUCAAUUUCCAUUAAUUACUCCUCCACCUUCGUCCAUGACAACAUCAACCACUGGUGCCGAUGAAAAUCUAAAUCAACAACAUCAAACAGCAACAGCUAUCAACCAAAAUUAAUCAUAAUUUUAAUUCCUAUAUAAAAAACAACAUUUUUAGUUUCUUCUAAUUCACUUGUAGCACAAGAAGCUAUUUGUUUAAAAUUGUUAUAUUUUUCUUUGAUAAGCAUACUUAUUUUUCGUUUUAAUUUAAAAAAAAAACACAUAAAAGAUUAUUAUUUUAUUGUUUAUUUUAUUAAUUUAAAACAAACCUUUAUCUUUUUAAAGAGCUUUUAAAAAAGUGAAUAAAUAAAACGAAAUUUUUCAUACACAAUUUAUAUACAAAAAUUAUUAUUUAAAAAGUUAUUACGAUUUUUAUAUAAGAUCUUAAAGUACAUAAAUAUACCAACGUAUGUACAUUUAUACUGUACCAAAACUUUAUUGUAAAACAAAACAUAUUUAACAACAUAUUUACACAAAUACAAAAAAAAAAAACAAAAUUUUUAACUCAAACCAAAUAUAUAAAAAAAUACAUAUACUAAAUUAAAUAUUCUAAUUAUAAAUACAUGUUUUCAUCUAGUAAAAUAAAAUGCAUCAAGAACUCAUUAUAUGCAUAAGUCGUUUAGUCUGAAUUUAAAAAAAAUAGCUAAAUCUUUCAAAGUAAAGGUAAAUAAUGUGACAAAAAUACCGUAAAUUUUAUAGUUUUUGCUUUAGUAAAUUUUAUUAAGUUUAUAAAUAUUUUAUUAGCAUAUGAAAAUAUAUAUUCUCCGUUCAAGAAUUAGUACCUGCAGUAAAAUACAUAUGCAUGUUUCAGGAUAACAAUUCGUUUAUAAAUAGUGAUGUACAUGGUCUUAUUUAUCAUUUUACAAAAUAUUGAAUUACAAUUAUCAUAAUAACACCAUCAACUCACAUCUUUUGAAAUGUUAGAUUAUUGCGUUUUAAAUAUGUUUAUUGUAUAAUUAAUUCAUAGCAUCAAAUCAAUGGGAAAAUAAGGUUAUUAAGAUGUUGAAAAAUUAAUUUAUGUUGACGCAUAUCCAUUAAACAAAAUGAUAGUUGAUAGUUCAGAUAUUUUCUUGGACAAAAUUAAAAAGCUUUAUGAGGUCUUGAACUUAUGUAUGUUCAAAUAUCAGAACUGUUUUUGAAAAAAAUACUAACAAAUCUUAUACACUAUCAUUUUUUUAAAUUUCCACACAAUUGAAGGCCUGCACCUGGUGAUGUAAAGUAAUAGCCUUUUUUUAAGACUUAUCCUCUUUUAAAUGAAAUUUGAACCAAGAUUUUUUAUUAACUUCUGAUACGUAGCCACUAGCUUUGUGAAUGCGACCAAUGUAUAUUCAUCUAAAAAUGUCAGACGUCUCUCCACACGCAGGACAAUUCUGCAAAUCGAUUUUUGUCUGCGAAAGUCUUCGACUAACAAUUUGUCCUGCACUAUGAUUACAAGUCCUACUAAAAUAUAAAUAAAUUCAAUAGGUUUAAAUGUUUGUAUUGAAUGUUAUGUGUACGGAUUUUUCGAUAGGACUUCAUUCUUUCAGAAUCGGGAUACUUAAUGAAAAGUAACGACAAAUCUUUAGUCUAAAUUAAUAAUGGUUAUUUCCUUGAGAUUUUUAAAGGCUCGGUCCCAGCUAGGUGUACACAGUUUCGCACGACAAGUUAGUUGGGAUCCUCUCCCACCUGCGUGCCCCACCUGAGUCACGGUUUUCCUCUACUGCGCCGAGCGUUGAUUUCUAUUAACUCUAUGCUUUAUUUAUUUUAACUAGGUCAGUAUUGCUGUACAGCCCGAACAGUUCCUCGUAGUAUCUUCUGGACCAAAAAUCACCCAAAGAAUUUUCCUCUCGAAGCAUCCUACGACGUUCUCAUCUUUCUUUGAUAGGAUCCAAGCCUCAGCGCCUUAAAUGAGAACUGGAAUGAUAAGUGUCCUAUAAAUGGUGACUUAGAAUGCUCAAGAGAGGACUUUACUACUCAAUUGCCUUCUAAGUCCAAAGAAGCAGCGAUUUGCAAGAGUUAUUCUUCGUUUGAUUUCAGUGUCUAGGUAAACAAAGUCCUUAGCUACCGAAAAGUAAUAUCUAUCCAUGGUGACGUUUUGUUCAAGACAUCGUCUUUCAAUAUCCACUAAACUCAUCUUUUCCGCUUCCAUUGCAAUGCUCAAAACCGCUCCACUAACAUCACGCUUUGAUCUUCAAUUAUUUCAAUAUCAUCAACAUGCCUCUAGUGUUGAUGGUUGGGUUUUGCACAAUUAUUUCCAGAACGAUGUUGCACCGGUCAAAUCUUGACCUACCUUAAUAGAGCAGCGUGCAUUCCCCAUCGGCAUUCUUCACAAACGGAUAAGUUUGACAGGAAUGCUUAAUCUAGACAUUGCUUUUUAAAGCUCUGGGUAUCAUUUUUAUUACUUUUUAAUAAUUGUUUUUUUGUUUGGAAUGCAAGAUUACAAACAUUGACAGAGUCCGGUUUGAGGAAAAAAGAAGUUACGAGACCUGACUGCGUUGUUUAAUGGACUUCUUCGCUCGCACCAUUUCUGCAUUUUAAAAAUAUGAAUGUUAAUCAUGUCAAGGGUAAACAUAACUCAACGAUAUGGAUUCUAGAAUAUCUCAAAUAUGUAGGCAGUUCUCCUAGGGUCGAAAAAGUUAAAUUACGUAACCCCUUUUCAGAAUCAAACUGCACCAAAGAAAAAUGAUAAUAUGUAUUAAAUUUGUUUUUCACUUUUGAACAUUUUUCUUUUGUUUUGAAAGCCAUUGGUUUAUCUAUAGGAAAAUAUAUAUAUGAAAUGUAACUUUUGUUGUUUUAUUUGAAACAGUUUUUAAAACUUUGCAUUGUAUUUUUUGUGUGGCUAAAUUCAUAUCUAUGAUUUGUAUGAAUAAUAUUAAAGUACCUUAAACUAUCUGUGCAUAUUUAAUAAAAGUAAAAGACACCUUAUUAACAUUUA